Molecule: messenger RNA, 1418 nt
Organism: Nasonia vitripennis (jewel wasp)
Lineage: Eukaryota; Metazoa; Arthropoda; Insecta; Hymenoptera; Pteromalidae
Gene: lms
Product: homeobox protein MSH-D
Exons: 5
Coding region: 194-1177 (327 amino acids)
Biological process (GO): central nervous system development; neuron differentiation; regulation of DNA-templated transcription
Molecular function (GO): DNA-binding transcription factor activity, RNA polymerase II-specific; DNA binding
Source: RefSeq, a predicted model, not a curated record
CUCUCGUUCCCGGCGAGUCGAGCCGCUCAAAGGGGAAAAAACGGGCGUCGGAGGAAGAAAGGAAUGCGACGAGACUUUGCCGCGCUUCUCGAGUGAUUUUCGUGCGGGCCUGUGCGCGCUACAGUCGGAGAGAUCGGUUAGUCGUCGCAUACGUGCAAUAAUCACGUCGGCAGUGCGCGAGAUCGGUAAGGAGAUGUCCGAGGAGCUCGGGAGGACCAGCGAGGAAUCGGGCAAGAGCUCGGUGACGAUGUCGUCGAAAGUGUCGUUCAGCAUCGAGAGACUGCUCGCGGUGCCUUGCAGUAAGACAGCCGCUGCUGGAGAACUGAGCUGCAGCGGAGGAGGAAUCGAUAAGGAAGCCUUUUAUCGGACGGGCUGUCCGGUCGCGCGCGAUGCUUCCACUUGCUCGGACGCGGACGAGCGAGAAUCCAGCAGACUGAGCGUCCAUCCUGACUCAUCCAUGAUUAUUUCGGAAGAGAUGGAGUUUCAAGAUCCGGACAGAGUCCGCUCGACCGAGUUGCCGGAUCCGGAAAUUAAUUACGAAGCUUGCACAAGCAGUUACGGCGGCGCGAAUUCAACCACGUCUGUACUGGACGACGAGGACGACGAGAUCGACGAUGAAGACGAGGAGCGGCGCUCGUCGCUGACAUCGGCUCUGGAACGAAGCUCAAGCUCGACGAGUGACGACGAGCGGAAGAAAAGACCCCGGACUGCCUUCACCGCUGCUCAGAUCAAGUCGCUUGAGGCCGAGUUUGAACGCAACAAGUACCUCAGUGUCGCCAAAAGGCUACAGCUCAGCAAGGCGCUAAAACUCACGGAAACGCAGAUCAAAAUAUGGUUUCAAAAUCGACGUACGAAGUGGAAACGGAAAUACACAAAUGACGUAGAAUUGCUGGCGCAACAAUAUUAUUCGAGCCUAGGAAUUCAUGCACCAAGACCAAUAUUUGUAGGAGAUCGAUUAUGGUUUUUCAACUAUCCUGGACAUCCACAGCCAGCAGCUUCUCUCUUAUCGACGCAUUUCGCUCCAUUGCAAACAAUUUCACCAACUCUGCCGGUAAUUCAGCCUUUACCUAGCAAUCUAUCAAGUGGGCAGCAUACUGCUAUCUUUCAAAAUAACGCGCCUAGUCAGACAAAUUACAAUCUGUCUCCACAAUUAGAUUAUAGGCAUUCAAAUUCCUAGUUAAUAAGGUCAUGUUCUACUGUACAUGAGUUAAAAUUUAAGUUUAUUUGAUAUUAUCUAAAUCAAAAUCUGUCAAAAGAUGAAAAUAUUAAAUAUUUUUCCAAAAUUUGAUAAACAUUUUGUACUGUGAUAUUUUUUAAUGAAAAUUUAACUUCGAACUGACGUAUUUGUAACAAGAUAAAUGAUGAAUAUUAGCCUACGACAAUAAAUAAUAAAUAAUGUUAAGUAAGAGAUAAGACAA